Messenger RNA from Corapipo altera (White-ruffed manakin), 3737 nucleotides. It is a transcript of the gene TMCC3, whose product is annotated as transmembrane and coiled-coil domain family 3. The record is from RefSeq and is a predicted model, not a curated record. The transcript is spliced from 4 exons. Bases 182 to 1504 code for a protein of 440 amino acids. Gene Ontology annotation, cellular component: endomembrane system. NCBI's taxonomy places the organism in Eukaryota, Metazoa, Chordata, Aves, Passeriformes, Pipridae.
GCACAACACAGCAUUAAAAUAACAAUUUUAAUGUUAAAUGGGGUCCAUUGGGAGCGUGGUGCUUACUAAGCCUCCAUGUUUUGACCUAGAGACCCAAAAAUUGCCCUGACUGCGCAGUUCUGGAGCAGGUGAAGGUUGCCUUGGAGAGAGAGGACCUCUGCAGUAGGUGGAAAGACAUGACAUGAAUACCCUGAGUUUACCGCUUAACAUUCGCCGUGGAGGUUCUGAUACCAACCUGAACUUUGAUGUACCAGAUGGGGUCCUAGAGUUUCACAAAGUCAAACUCAGUGCAGAUAGCUUGAAACAGAAAAUUCUCAAGGUUACAGAGCAAAUCAAGGUUGAACAAACAGCUCGAGAUGGAAACGUGGCUGAGUAUUUGAAACUGGUAAACAGUGCAGACAAGCAACAGGCUGGGCGCAUUAAACAAGUCUUUGAGAAAAAGAACCAGAAAUCUGCCCACUCCAUUGCCCAACUGCAGAAGAAAUUGGAACAGUAUCACAAAAAGCUCAAGGAUAUUGAACAAAAUGGAUCUUCCAAAGCUACCAAGGAUACUUCCAAAGAUAACUUGAAAGAUAUUCAGCAUGGAAAGUCUCGUACCACUGGGCAUGGAACAGAGAGCAGCAAGUCGGGUGUACCAGGUGUAUCUUUGACACCACCUGUCUUUGUUUUCAGCAAGUCUAGAGAGUUUGCCAACCUGAUCCGAAACAAAUUUGGUAGUGCAGACAACAUUGCUCAUCUCAAAAAUACCCUGGAUGAAUUUCGGCCAGAAACGAGUUCCAGAACAUAUGGGGGCAGUGCCACCAUUGUCGCCAAACCAAAAUAUGUUAGUGAUGAUGAAUGCUCAAGUGGGACCUCUGGAUCAGCAGAUAGUAAUGGGAAUACUUCUUUUAGUCCUGCUGUGGCAAGUACCCUGGACAGCCAAGGAAAGCUUUCCAUGAUCUUGGAGGAACUAAGGGAAAUCAAGGAGACUCAGUCCCAAUUAGCUGAUGAUAUUGAGAAUUUAAAAACACAGUUUAAAAGAGACUAUGGCUUUAUUUCUCAGAUGUUACAAGAGGAAAGAUUUAGAUACGAAAGACUGGAGGACCAGUUAAAUGACCUCACUGAUCUUCAUCAACAUGAGACAGCAAACUUGAAACAAGAGCUAGCCAGCAUAGAGGAGAAAGUGGCAUAUCAGGCAUAUGAGCGAUCACGAGAUGUUCAGGAAGCCUUGGAAUCAUGCCAGACCCGGGUGUCCAAACUGGAGCUCCAUCAGCAGGAACAGCAAGCACAGCAGUCUGAAACAGUUAAUGCCAAAGUGCUCCUGGGGAAAUGUAUAAAUGUUAUCCUGGCCUUCAUGACUGUCAUCUUAGUGUGUGUUUCUACUAUUGCAAAGUUCAUUGCUCCUAUGAUGAAGAGCCGCUUUCAUAUCAUCUGCACUUUUUUCGCAGUGACACUGCUGGCAAUAUUUUGUAAAAACUGGGAUCAUAUAAUUUGUGCCAUAGAAAGGAUGAUUAUACCAAGAUGAAGCCAUUGGACUUUUUUUUUCUUUUUUCUUUUUUUUUUUUUUUUCAUUUUCUUCCCCUCCCUGUUUUUUAAGCACUGUGUGUAUACAAAUUCUGGUGUAAAUGCAUAAAAGCAUAUUCGUUGGCAGUCAGUUGUUCAAUCUGAUUUUGUCUAACUGGCUAUGUCUGUGAUGAACUGCUCACUUAAGUCAGUCUUCUGCCUUAAUCCAAAACGUUGUCCACUUUACAAACCCACACCCACAAAAGACGGUAUGAUGGUCUGGGAGGAAUCCCAGCAACUGCAAGUGUCAGCUGUGCUUUUUACUAGGCUGGAGUGCAAAGAGUGUGACAGGAGGGAGUACCAUAAUGUGUAUCAGCCCUGUUAGACUCAUAAGUUAAUUUCUCUCUGAAUCCAACUGGAGUAACAAGCCAAAUUGUGCUGUCAUAUGUAUUACUAGUUCUUGAUUCUAAAUUAAUGAGUAUCUGUAUAUGGAGUUUCUAGUUUUCAGGACCAAUGAAACUCGAUGCUUCUGCUAGUAACUUUUUGCACAGAGUUUAUUGUUUGUAAAUUUAGACCAAUGAUGACUAAUGACCACAGUUAGCAGUUGUUCAUUCUGGCACUGUUCCUUAUCACAUUUGGGAAACACAUACAUGUGGCAUAAGACUUCCAAAGAUGGACUGAAUGGAAUGAUAAGAUCCCCAGACCACUUUGUAAAGGAGUAAAGAAGCAAGUAGCUGGUGAUUGUCAUCCAGACCAAUGCACUUACUUCAACCCUUGUAACCGGCAGGGGGAAAGAAGUACAUGGAAAGGCAUCACUGAGGUUAGCCUUUGUUAGCACUGAGUUGUUGGGGUGUUCUAACUCGAUGCAAAGCAUAUAGGUGGCGGGACUCUGGGUACAGUGGAUUUCUUUCUUGUGUCAGAUUAAAGAAUGUGGCAGAAACCUGAGUGAAACGCUUCUUAGGGGAGCAGGGAGUUAAACUUCUGUAAAUAUACAAACUGCAGACUCUCUUGACAAACAUUCCUGAAAAUAAUGUAUUAACAUGCAGUACUACUACUAGGAGACAGGGUUGGGUUUGUUUUCUCACUGGAAUUUAUUUUGCUUGAUUUAAGAACUGCAAAAAAAUUUCCCUGAAAUCUGCUUGGCUUUCAGCCAUGGUGUAAAACAAGAUCUUUAUUAAAAACAAACAAACAAAAACCACCACGAAACAAACCACCACAACAACAAUUCUUCUCCACUCUCCAUUAAAUGAAAAGAUAGUGUCUCCAGUUAUUUGAUGUUCAGUGUUACUAACUGUGAAAAUAAUUGUCAUGACAGAUUUUCUUUUCAGUUGCAGUAUUUUCUAUGCUGGUAUUACAGGAGGGAGGGAGAGGCUUGGUGUGUGUAUUUGUUUUUAAUCAAGUGCAAUACGUGGUGUAGAAGUUGUGAGGACCUUAUUCUGAGGAAAGGGAGUGGGGGAGGGAGAGGCAGGGGAAGAACUUUGACAUUUUACCAUGAUUGUAUUAACAGUGAAUAGUUACUUUUUGUGGUUUCAGGAACUGAAGAAAGGACAGAAUUAACUUCAUAAAUAAUAAUAUGACUCAGCAAUUAGAAAAUUCAAUUAAAACACUUUAAAAAAAUUUUAAAGAAUUCUUUAUAUGUGCUACAUCUUCAAACAGAGAAUUCAGGAAGGACUGUGCUGGUUUGCAGGCGCCGGAACUGGAUCAGGUCAGGCACACCCGUGUUAUCCUACACCCAGCCCUACCUCGUCUCAGAGCAUGGUGGAGGCAAAAGUCCUGCUGAGAGAAAUAUGACUUUUAAGAGCCCAGACUUGCCAAUUGGUUUAUCCCUGACUGUGUCAGGAAUAAUGAUUAUAUAGAUACAUUAUUCUUUUCAUUUUUUUUUUCUCUUUACCCCUGUAUUCCUGGUAUCCCGUAAAGAAGGAAAGAUGUAUUGUGCUAUGCAGAAAACUUUUCUGCCUUCCUUGCUACAUGUGCUCCUGCUGCUGUUCAGUUCAGGGAGACCUUUCUUCCCAUGUCUCUUAACCCAUUUUGUCACUGUAUUGCAUGCAUUGCAACAGGCAUUCACCCCCACCUUCCAAGUAGCUGUACUUGGCCUCCUUUUACAGCCAGCAAAUAGACUGAGGGCACUGCUUCCGCUGAGGCAACUCAUGAACUUAUCUUCCCAGGAAAGUCCCUUCCACAAUGUUAGAAAAAUUAAAAAAGCAGCAGCUUUUUCCUGACUUUUACAUCACAAGAAAAGGUUUUCCUUGGUAGGU